ACAGUAAGCUGUGUACCUUCUGUCCGAGUUUUCCCUAUUUGGACUAAACAAGCUUAAAGCGUUCAGAUUUUAGGAGAUUAUAAAUUUAAAUUGUUUAACCAGCAAGUACCGGAAUGGCGGCUGCCAACAUGGAGAAGGGUGAGCUGAUGAGCCAGGUGAAACAGCAGAUCGCAUUGGCCAACGCCCAGGAGAUGCUCUCGAAGAUGACGGAGAAGUGCUUCAAGAAGUGCAUCCAGAAGCCGGGCAAAUCACUGGACACCAGCGAGCAGCGAUGCAUUUCGCAGUGCAUGGAUCGCUUCAUGGACGCCUGGAAUCUGGUGUCGCGCACCUAUGGCAAUCGUCUGCAGAGGGAACAGUACAGGACAAUGGACUCGGUGGAGGAGAUGAGCAGCUAAGACCCGAGUCUCGGCCACCUUGUAAUUAAAGCUGAAUUUAUUUUGUUUUUGAUCCAAUCUCAA
Molecule: messenger RNA, 458 nt
Organism: Drosophila santomea
Lineage: Eukaryota; Metazoa; Arthropoda; Insecta; Diptera; Drosophilidae
Gene: Tim13
Product: mitochondrial import inner membrane translocase subunit Tim13
Exons: 1
Coding region: 114-395 (93 amino acids)
Source: RefSeq, a predicted model, not a curated record